Molecule: messenger RNA, 645 nt
Organism: Orycteropus afer afer
Lineage: Eukaryota; Metazoa; Chordata; Mammalia; Tubulidentata; Orycteropodidae
Source: RefSeq, a predicted model, not a curated record
AUGGGCCGCAACAAGAAGAAGAAGCGAGAUGGCGACGGUCGGCGGUCCCGUCUCGUUCUUAGCUUCGACGAGGAUAAGAGGCGGGAGUACCUGACAGGCUUCCACAAGCGGAAGGUGGAGCGGAAGAAGGCAGCCAUCGCGGAGCUCAAGCAGCGGCUGAAGGAGGAGCGAAAGAAGCUCCGGGAGGAGCGCCACCAGGAGUACUUAAAGAUGCUGGCCGAGAGAGAGGAAGCUCUGGAUGAGGCAGAUGAGCUAGAGCGGCUGGUGACGGCAAAGACAGAGUCAGUACAGUACGACCACCCCAACCACACAGUCACCGUGACCACCAUCAGCGACCUGGACCUCUCAGGGGCCCGGCUGCUCGGACUGCCACCACCUGAGGUAGGUCCUAGGACCAGGGCUGAGGAAGACGUGUCAUCCGUGGAGAAGCCAACCAAAGCCUUACCCAGGAAGUCUAAGGACCCCCUGCUGUCCCAGCGGAUCUCCUCCCUCACGGCGUCGCUGCACGCACACAGCCGCAGAAAGGUCAAGAGGAAACAUCCCCGACGGGCCCAGGACCUGGCCAAGAAGCCACCGAGCGCCACUCGCACCACCAAGAGCCAGCGCCGCCGGCUGACAGGCAAAGCCCCUCUCAGCAGGGAGUGA